UACCCGGACUCCCAUCUGAUCCCAGGCUCUUAGACUUAAAUCAUGCCUAAGUUCAAGCAACGAAGAAGAAAGCUAAAAGCCAAAGCAAAAAGAUUAUUCAAAAAAAGAGAAGCCUCUAACUUUCAGCCCAAGCUAAUCACACCUCCUCCGCCACCACCCUCACCAGAAAGAGUGGUUAUUCCUUCAGCAGAUUCUUCCCUUAUCAGAAGUUGGCUAAGACCAUCCUGGAACUUUAGACUUCCUAAUAUCAAAGAUACUGUAAAACUUUGGACAAAUAGAGUGUGGUCUAUAUACAAUUGGUGCCAGAACUGCAUGGCCCAGAGUUUAGAAGUAUUGAAAGACACCAUCUUUCCGUCCCGUUUCUGCCGCCGAGAACUCCACAGUCUAAAACAACGGUUUUGCAUUUUGGAAAGUGAAUUAUGCAAGCUCCAGGAAACACUGAAGACUGUCUUGGAAAAUUCUUCCUGCCCAAGCUGUGGUCAAACCUGUCACAUAAGUGGUAAACUCAAAAAUGUGCCCGCCCGCGUGCUAAACACCCCUGGAGAAUCUCGAGCGAUACUUCCUCCCACAUUGCCACAGCCAGCCACCCCUACUCCUGCUCUUCUUCCUCCGCCACCCCUGCCCCCUCCACCUCCUCCUCUGCCUCGGCCUCCACCACCCACAGCACCUGUGCUGCUCAGAAAAUCCGAUCGCACUAAAGCCCUGCAGGCUGGGCCAUUAAAAAGAGAUGGACCCAUGCAGAUAACAGUUAAAGAUCUACUGACUGUGAAGUUAAAGAAGACACAAUGUUUUGAUGCAAGGAAGAAGCUUACAACAUCACCAAAGGCACAGAAUCCACUAGUUACUGUCUCUGACCUGCAGCGUGUCACCCUGAAGCCCAACUCCAAAGUACUAUCAACUCGAGUUACAAAUGUCUUGAUUACCCCUGGUAAAAGCCAGAUAGACCUGCGGAAACUACUUAGAAAAGUUGAUGUAGAGAGAAGCCCAGGUGGAACCCCACUUACCAAUAAAGAAAACAUGGACACAGGAACUGGGCUUACUCCAGUAAUGACUCGGGCCUUGAGGAGAAAGUUUCAGAUGGCUCACCCUAGAAGCCCAACUCAAACUCUGCCACUUUCUACAAGCAGCUUUGAUGAACAAAACUGAUGCUAACUC
Messenger RNA from Neogale vison (American mink), 1155 nucleotides. RefSeq names its product proline-rich protein 11-like. Gene Ontology annotation, cellular component: cytoplasm; nucleus. NCBI's taxonomy places the organism in Eukaryota, Metazoa, Chordata, Mammalia, Carnivora, Mustelidae. The coding region runs from base 43 to 1146 and encodes 367 amino acids. The record is from RefSeq and is a predicted model, not a curated record. The transcript has a single exon.